This is a messenger RNA of Oldenlandia corymbosa var. corymbosa, 2432 nucleotides long. Lineage: Eukaryota; Viridiplantae; Streptophyta; Magnoliopsida; Gentianales; Rubiaceae. The record is from the annotation of a GenBank genome assembly.
CUUUCUCUAUCUAUACAAACAAAAAUCUCCCAAACGGCAGACAAUCCUUUUCUAUCUGUCCGAUUGUUUCAGCGGUUGGCCGGAGUUCUGUGAGGUAACAACAACAAUGCUGUCAGAGAGAAAACAACGAUCUUUGAUCAUCUAAAUAAAAUAAUGUCCCUUGCUGAUGUUUCUUACAGGUUACUACUAUCUCUCAUCUCCCCUGUCCCUCCUCAGUUUUCUGGAAUUUUUUCUGUUCUUCAGUUAGUGUUUCCUCAAGAACGGUUUUUUCUGCUUCUAUUCCUUUUUACGUCGAGCAUAUGCUGAGAUCAUUGUUGGGUUUUGAAUAUUUUUUCAUAUGUUGUCGUUCUUGAUAUUUCAGAGUUGUUUUGGAGUUAUUUUUGCUGCUUUUAUCACUGUUUCAACGAUUUAUAGGGAAACUAAUUUUGUUGCAAGUCCGAGAAGUUUAAUCCAUUAACUUUGUACCUCGUAGUUAUGCAUGUACGCAUGUAUAUCGAUACAGUAAGGGAGAGGGAGAGUGAUUUUGCAUAAUGAUGGCUGAUGGAUUGAUGUAUGAAAUGAUAUAACUCCCAUUACCAUGUCUAUGUUUCAAUUUGAAUGUAAGUAGUGAUUUUUUUUUUUUCUUUUAUGCAAUAUCCUUUCUAAUGAUUAUGUGAUUCGUUGAUUUCAAUCUCCUUGUCAUUAUUGUGGUUAAAUUUUGCUGGUCGGAUACAAGUAUUAAUUGUUUUCUUAAAUUUAUUAGUGAAGAGACCAAAGCCUCAUUCCUGACCCCUCACGAGGAGCAGUAGUAGUUCGUAGGGGAUUUUACUUAGUUGUAACUUGUAAGUGUCAUAGAUGAGCUGCUUUACAAUGGCCUCCAUUGCUUGCUCCCCUGUGAUCACGACGGUAACUCUCUUGGCCUGCUAGCAAGCUGUGGAUCUUGUGGAUAUCGUCUGAAUCUAACAUCUUCUGCCCGUAUAGUAUCUGGAAUCGGAUUGGAAUAUAAAAGAUCCAUUAGGAAAGGUUUUAUCUCAUUUGUCUCCAUUGAUCUUAGUAGAUUUACUGUGGUCGACCAGGUAAACUGCCUUCCUGCUUGUCUGGUACCUUCAAAGACCAAACUUCUUUGUCGUAAAUGUGGUGUGUUUAUAGGCCAUAUUAUAGGAGACUUGCAUGCUCCGGCUGUUAUUGACUCACCAUCUUCUUCAAGCUCAUACAAAAACAUUAUGAUAAGAAUUCAAUCUCUGCAACCUCUAGAAGAGUCUUAGUCCAGUAGAAUGGCUAAUUGUUCCAAAGAGUGUCGUACCUCGAUUACACACCUUCCUGACGAUUGCUUGUACUCUAUCUUUUCCUGGCUGGACUCUGCCUCUGACCGGGAGUCUUUUGGCUUGACUUGUCAUCGAUGGCUUCAAAUUCAGAAUCUAAGUCGUAGAAGCUUACAAUUCGUAUGCUCAUUUACUAAAGUUGAUAUUCCCUCCUUAUGCCAACGUCACAUGAGAAUUGGUACCUUUCAUCUUAGUAGGUUGCUGCAUCGCUUCCAGCAACUGCACUCUUUGUCCCUGUCUGGUUGUGUUGAGCUUCCUGAUUCAGGAUUGGGCCACCUGCAAUAUUAUGGCUCGAAUCUACUAAGUAUUCAUCUGGGAUGUUGUUUUCAAAUAACUGAUUGUGGAUUUUUUUUAAUUGCCUCUGGAUGCCCUUCUUUGACAACUAUUAGUCUGUAUCGGUGCAAUGUUACAGAUAUUGGGUUAAAAGCCUUGUCUGAAUCUUGCUUAUUUUUAGAAGACGUGGAUCUAUCAUCCUGCUCACUUAUAUCUGACUCUGGUAUAAGUUACCUUACUCAAAAUUGCCAUGAACUUCGUGCUAUCCGGAUCACAAACUGCAGAAAUGUCACUGGUGUUGGUUUCAAGGGUUGUUCAGAUUCACUGAUGUAUUUGGAGGCUGAUAGUUGUAAACUUGAACCAGAAGGAAUAAUGGCCAUUGUCAGUGGGGGUGGCCUUGAGUAUCUGAAUGUUUCAAGCCUAAGCUGGUGCAUCCUUGGAGAUGGUUUGGAAGCAAUAGGUGCUGGAUUUGCUACUAAACUGAGGGUGCUUGAUUUUCGACACUGCAGAACAGUUGGAAACAACUCAAUCAUUGCGAUAGCAAAAGGAUGCCCAUUACUCCGGGAGUGGAACUUAUCAUUGUGUCAUGAGAUCAAGACAGCUGGGUGGGAAGCAGUUGGUAUGAACUGUCAUAACUUGGAGAAGCUUCAUGUGAAUCGAUGUCGUAACCUGUCUGAUGAAGGAUUACAUGCGAUACGAAAUGGCUGCAAGAAGCUUUCAGUCCUGUACAUAAGUAUCAGGAAAUGUCGACAAAUCAGUCCCAUAGCCAUCGAGAUCUUCAAAUGUUUAAGAGGCAGUGUUGUCCUUGAAGAGAAAGAAGUCAUGUGCAUUGCUCCCGAUUGGGCCUUCAAGGUUUAG